Molecule: messenger RNA, 753 nt
Organism: Drepanopeziza brunnea f. sp. 'multigermtubi' MB_m1
Lineage: Eukaryota; Fungi; Ascomycota; Leotiomycetes; Helotiales; Drepanopezizaceae
Source: RefSeq, a predicted model, not a curated record
AUGAGUACAGAGAAACCGACAAUUGUGAUCGUGCCCGGCGCGUGGCAGCUCGCAAGCGGCUAUGUUCCCUUUGCCACCCAACUCCAAGAAGCCGGCCUUCCUACAGAAGUGAUCGCUUUCCCAUCAGUGGGCGGGACCGAGUCGCCCCUUCCGGGCCUACCUGAAGAUGUGAUCGAAACGCAGAAAGUCUUAACCAGGCUCGUUGAGGAGGGGAAAGAAGUUGUGCUGCUCUGUCACAGUUAUGGUGGCGUGGUCGGAUCCUGUUCCGCUGAGGGAUUCAGCGUUGCUGAGAGAGCUAAGGAGGGUAAGAAGGGGGGGGUGAGAUUGGUGGUGUAUAUGGCGGCAUUCAUGAUCCCCAAAGGAAAGAGUUUGCUGGAUAUGCUUGGGGGCAAGCCGCUGCCAUGGAUGGAUGUACAGGGGGAGAAAACAAUAGGCGUAGCCGAUCAAAUGCAUCACAUAAUAUACAACGACAUGUCAGUCGAGCAGGCAGCGCCGUACUUGCAGCAGAUCUCGCACUCCGCUAGCAUUGUAUUCUCGACCCCAUCGACCUUUGAGCCAUGGAACAACGGUGUUAAGUGUGCGUAUAUCUUCUGCACAGAAGAUAACGCAUUACUGUUCCCGAUCCAACAAGCAAUGGCUGCCCAGCUUGGGCCCGAGCCGGUGACAUGGGUUUUGAAGUGUGGGCAUUGCCCCUAUGCGAGCAUUCCGCAGGAGUUGGCUGAGGUUGUUCUGAAAGCGGCAGAGGUGAAGUAG